AUGUCAAAUCCACUGUCACCGUUAUCCCCAUCCUGCCAGAAUGCGCGAGCGCGCUCCCCAAAGACCGGCUCGUCGCCAUUUCUCACGAAAACACUCGACGAGGCUACUGCCAAUCAUAUCCCACAAAGUCCCUUGAAAAACGCGUGGACAGAAUACGACGCGCAAAGCCCGAUCACGUACGGUUCAAAAGAGAAUUACCUCCGGACCGAACACGAGACGAAAUUCAACGACGACUUCGAGCCCCAGAGUUCGCCCUUCCGCUACGAGGCGCGCGAAGAGACUGUUGAUUUUUAUAAAUUGCAAGAGUACCAAAACGAUCACGGACGGAAGCUAAGUGCGCCUGGCGUAUCAUAUCACCGGUUUGACGUUUUAGAGGAAGAGAGAGAAGAGGGCCCCAUGAGUUCGCCCUUCCGUCCUGAUGCUAGAGACGAGACGGUUGUCUUUCAACACUUGCGCGAGCUGCAGCCAUUAUCACCGAUUUUGAGCAAGCGACUUGACGUUCAAAACCCGGAAAGCUCGCCUUUUCGCCCUCAGGCGAAGGACGAGACGGUUGAUUUGGAAAGGUUGCGAGGGUUGCAGGCUGAGUCUCCUCCUUUUGAUGCAGAGCCUGGCCUGAGUCUCCCCCGCUACAAUGAGCAACCUGAAUCUCCGCGAUACGAGGGACAGCCCGAGUCUCCCCGCUACAAUGAGCAACCUGAGUCGCCUAGCUAUGAUGAACAGCCCGAAUCGCCCCAUUAUGACGAGCACCCAAAUUCUCCUCCACGCGAUGAGCAACCGAUGCAGCCCGAAAGUUCACCGUUUCGGUACGAGCAGAGGGAAGAGGCGGUUGGUUUCUAUCAUUUGAAUGAUAACCAGCGCGAGUCCAACGAGGAAGCCAAAUCGCCUUCUCCGCCCGUAGCGCACAGCUCACCUUUCCGGCAACGCACGAAGGAUACCAACGAUCUCCAGAGGCUGCGGGAAAGCCAACGACAAUCAUUUGGUAGAGCGAAGCAGACUUCUCCUACUAUUUCCCCGAAGUCUUCUUUCAGGAGCCCGAAAGAAUCUACGAUCGAUGUACAGAAGCGGCGCUCAGCGGUGCGUACAUCAUGGGGUGUGGAUGGACGCCAGUCAACAGCAGCCACGCCUCGAAAACGGUCCUUUGACCAGACUCCACAAGAUCAUGAAGAGCAGGCCAAUGAUCGUUGCAAGAAGGGUAUGGUUACCCGUGCUGAUCCAGAGACUCACGAGGAUUACGAAGAAGGGUCUAGUGUCAUCCACAACCAGAGCUAUGUGUCGAAUACAAGUUUGACUCAUGAACGCUCAGCAAUCGGCAAUAGCAUGAUGGAAGACAAGCGCAAUGAAGGAAUGAGUACUGUUCUCCAUGAGGAUGAUGACGAUGUACCAGCAAAUAAAAGAACCCUCGCUGACAAGGACCUACCCGUGGUGGGCGAGAACGAUCGCGAUUCCAUGGACGACACCGGUCUGAGCAAUUUCUCUGCUUUGCCAGACAUGACUUCAUUCGCGAAGCUGCGAGCUGAUUCACCGUUGAAGUCGAUGCGCGGUAGCGUCGGACCCGGAUCAGCUGCCAGGACGGAUAUCUAUCGACUCGGCGUGGAUCCGAGUACACCUGGCACUGCACGGAGAUCAUAUAGACCUAGUGCGAUGUACGAUGUUGACUCGCCAAUUGGCUCGCCGACGCCCAGACGGAGAGCUUCUCGGGAUAUUGGUCUCUCACGAGAGACAUCCAACUUGCUUGAUCUGACCGACAAUAUGAACUUCUAUCCUCGCCAAUCUAUGCAAUCUAAUGCUCGUUACUCUCCCCGGCGCUCACCCAUGAGGAACACGCGUCAGUCGAUGCGAUCCCCAUCGAAGUUUUCACUGCUUGACUUUGACAUCCCACCUGCACCGACUCCCCGGUCAAUUCCGAUCAUCACGCCACGAGAACUUGAGUCGCUAAAAUCAGCCUUUAUGUCUGAGAUUUCCUCUCUCAAGGCCACUCUCAGUGGCAAAGAGGCGGAGGUCGCUAGUUUGAAAACGGCGGUUGGCGAUGCCGAGCGACGAGUCGGUGAGGCUUGGGAAGAGGUCCGCCAUGAAAUCGCGAGGAAGGAAGAAUUGGAGGUCGAGCAGGAAGAAUGGGGUCGCCGCGGCAAGGAAAUGGAAACGGUGCUCCUGUCUGUCCGGUCUGAACUGGAGGACGGUGAGCGCGAGCGAGACCGUCUCUCUCGAAAGGUCGAUGAGGCCGAAAAGAGCAAGGACGAGCUAGAGAGCCGGAUUGUCGAGCUUGAAACCCAGCUUUCUGCUGCACGCUCUAGCACGGAAUCGAGCACGGUCUCUGGCCCUCGCCACAACAUUUCGCAAUCCACGGAAGAGACUGCUCGCGAAGUCCAGGAUGCGGUUGAAAAAGUUGCACGCGAGCUUCACACUCUGUACAAAAGCAAGCACGAGACCAAGGUCGCAGCACUGAAGAAAAGCUAUGAGUCCCGCUGGGAGAAGCGUCUUCGCGAGGCUGAGCGUAAGCUCGCCAAUGCUCAUCAAGAGAACGACCGCCUCAGGGAAGAGCGCGAUGCGGCGCAGUCAGACAGCAUGGCUGCCGCCAAUGCCAGUAUGAUCGGCCGCGAGCACGAUGACCACGAAGCCGAGAAGCGCGUGCUGGAAGCUCAGAUCCAGGGUCUGCAGCGUGAGAUGGCGUCUAUCAAGGAGGACAGCGAUCGUCUUCGCUUUGAGCUCAAAUCGGAGCGUGCUGAGAAGGGCGAGCUUGUCGCUGCUGUGGAUGAGUGGCUCGCGAUUCAGAACCAACCUACUCAGCAGCCCCUGGCGCAGGAAAAGCGCGAGGUUUCCGUCUCGUCUGUUGGACCCACCGAGGAGGAAUAUCAAUCCUCCAGCGAGGUUCCCGCUGAGAAUUUCCGUCGCAGCGUAAGCCGCUCUGGAUCCAGUGGCAUCCGCCCUCCUGCAUCUGGCAAGAAAAGAAUCCCACAAUUCGGAGCUGGCAGUGGUCACUCUCGCGGCAACAGUGGAGGCAAGUCUGGAAUCGCCCUCCCACCCCAGGUCGGGGUGGUAUUAUGA
This is a messenger RNA of Penicillium maclennaniae, 3042 nucleotides long. RefSeq lists its product as uncharacterized. Gene Ontology annotation, biological process: cell population proliferation; mitotic spindle organization. Gene Ontology annotation, cellular component: cytoplasm. The transcript is spliced from 2 exons. Lineage: Eukaryota; Fungi; Ascomycota; Eurotiomycetes; Eurotiales; Aspergillaceae. Bases 1 to 3042 code for a protein of 1013 amino acids. The record is from RefSeq and is a predicted model, not a curated record.